AUGGCCGGCAAAUCCUUCAAACUGCUCUGCUUAGAGAAUCCUCUCCUCGACAUCCAGGGUAAAGGCGACCAUGCAAUGCUCGAGCAAUACGGGUUGAAACUCGACGACACCCUGCUCGCCGAGCCCCACCAGAUGGGCCUGUACGACGACCUCAUCAAGAACCGCGAUGCGAAGCUGAUCCCGGGCGGCGCUGCGCAAAACACCGCCCGUGGCGCCCAGUACAUGCUACCCCCGGACUCGGUCUGGUACAUCGGCUGUGUGGGCGAUGACGAGUAUGCUAAAAUCCUAAGGGAGAAGUGUGCGGAGCAAGGUCUGCACGUCGAGUACAGAGUCGACCCCGAGCAACCAACAGGAAAAUGCGGCGUCAUCAUCACCGACCAUCACCGGACCAUGUGCACGCACCUUGCCGCGGCCAACGAAUACAAGAUCGAGCAUCUGCAACAACCGCACAUCUGGUCGCUCGUCGAGUCCACCCAAGUCUUCUACGUUGGGGGCUACCACUUGACCGUCUGCGUGCCAGCCGCCCUCGCUGUGGGCAAACACGCCGCCGAGACCAACAAGAUCUACAUGCUGUCUCUGUCUGCUGGCUUCAUCCCACAAUUCUUCAAAGACCAGCUUGCCGAAGUCCUCCCCUACACCGACUAUGUCUUCGGCAACGAGAACGAGGCAAAGACCUGGGCCGAGUCGCAGGGCCAUAAGGAUAUUUCCAUCCCCGAGGCUGCAAAGCUGCUUGCCCAAACUCCCAAGACUAACGAGAAGAGACCGAGAGUCGUCAUCAUUACACAGGGUACCGAUCCUACUAUUGUCGCCGUGGCGGAGAAGGGCAAAGAUGUUCAGGUCCAGGAGUACCCCGUCGCUGCUAUCGAAAAGGAUGCCAUCAAUGACACCAACGGUGCUGGUGAUGCCUUCGCAGGUGGCUUUGCCGCAGGCGUCGUUGAGGGAGAUUCGCUUGCAUCGAGUAUCAAGAAGGGUCAUUGGUUGGCCAGACUCGGUCUGCAGGAGCUCGGUCCUUCGUACCCAUGGCCCAAGCAGACAUACAAGGCUUAA
Messenger RNA from Exophiala bonariae, 1047 nucleotides. RefSeq lists its product as uncharacterized. The record is from RefSeq and is a predicted model, not a curated record. Gene Ontology annotation, cellular component: nucleus; cytosol. Gene Ontology annotation, biological process: purine nucleobase metabolic process; purine ribonucleoside salvage. The coding region runs from base 1 to 1047 and encodes 348 amino acids. Gene Ontology annotation, molecular function: adenosine kinase activity. The transcript is spliced from 4 exons. Lineage: Eukaryota; Fungi; Ascomycota; Eurotiomycetes; Chaetothyriales; Herpotrichiellaceae.